Messenger RNA from Ruditapes philippinarum (Manila clam), 1286 nucleotides. RefSeq lists its product as uncharacterized. Bases 199 to 1113 code for a protein of 304 amino acids. Lineage: Eukaryota; Metazoa; Mollusca; Bivalvia; Venerida; Veneridae. The transcript has 3 exons. The record is from RefSeq and is a predicted model, not a curated record.
CAUGUGGUCAAUAUUAUAAAACACAUCACGUCAAUGUUUACUAACAAAAGAACACUUUCACAUAUUGUUGGGUACUGGAAAAAGGAAAGCAUCGGGAUUUUUAUGUUAAGUUUUUUUUAUUUGAGAACAACUUCAAAGAAGGAAAAGAUUAUAUUUUGAAGAUUUCGCUGUACAAGAGUUCUAUCAAGACAUAGAAUUAUGGGACACAACAUUGUUUUGCUGAUUCUUACCUUGCUGGUUCCUUGCUUCUACAUCGCCACCAUAGUCUUCAACGCACUAGGCAGCGCUGACACCGAUUUGUUCGUUUCGGAUACAGGCACAAUUUCGGACAAAUACUACAUUGAAAUCACACCGUCCGGAUGGACUUUCAGCAUUUGGGGGAUCAUUUACACAUGGCAGGCACUCUGGAUUGUCUAUGCAUUGGUCAAUUUAUUCCGGAAAUCAGAAAAGGGACCGUUCUACACUUACCCAGUGCUACUUCCGGUUCCGUUCUUAGUUUCGUAUUUAUUGAACUUGGUCUUCAAUUGUGGAUGGCUGAUAUCUUUUGACAGGGAGAUACUUGAACUCGCCGCGGUUCUUCUGUUCCUGAUCACUGUUACUCUAUAUGUGUGUCUAUUCUUCUCUUACAGAUAUCUUGACAGAUCAAUUGACAUCUUAAUUAAACAGGAAAGGAAAACGGAUGUUUGGCUUACCCGUUUUCUGGUGCAAAACGGUCUCAGUAUGUACGCCACCUGGUGUACCAUUGCAACCCUCCUUAAUUUUGCAAUUGUUCUCACAUAUCGUUCUUCCCAUGACAUCGGUCAACAAAAUGCUUCUACAGUAAGCCUCAGUAUAUUGUCCGCCGCUAUUGUUGUAUUCUUGGUGACCGAUUGGGUUUUCUUGGAUCGUUACACGCGCUACACAUUUACGCCAUAUAUCGUUCUCGUCAUGGCAUUGACCGGAAGUUUAACGAAGAACUACGAAGCAGGUGCUCGCAAUACAACGAUUACUAUCGUUCUGCUUGCGAUAUCUGGGGUUGCUGCGCUGGUGAAGACAUGUUUGCUGUUUUGGAGACAUAUCAGAAAAACGCAAGACGGGGUUAAAAUAACGACCACUGACGGAAUCCAAGUGUGAAAUCAAACACUGAUGCCAUCUAUAAUGCAUAAUAAUUAACUUACAGACAAAAAAUUGUAAAUGAAUCGAUAGCAAAUCCAUACUAGUUCAUUUGCAAACACUUUUUUCGAGAUUAAAGUGAUCACAUUUUCUGAUCACUGGUGCUGUAUAUGCAUGUUGAGUUUUAUGGAAAU